AGCCAGGGGCUAGAUUGUGGAUUAUGGCAUCGAUCCUGCUCUUUGGUUUGAUAUUAUCGGUGUCUGCAACAGCUCCUGAAGUCUGGAUGCAAAGUGCCCCUCCAGGUUUGCUGAAGGCUGAAUGCCGCGACAGUGUCUUUUGGGUUGGACUGAAUAAGGAUUUUCUUGCCGGGAAGUUCUGGCAGAUUAGCAUUGUUGAUCCUGCUGGUAAAAUCUAUCUUGUUACACCAAGCUUUGCUUCACAGUGUGGCUACACCAUUACAGUGGAUUUGUGGAAUAAUGUUGAGUUCCGUGCCUCUGUCCUCAGCUGCUGUGUACAUAUUGUGAAUGAUGAACAGUUCAACCUCACUGUACAAAUACAUGUAGGAACUAACAGGAUAAUGGCUUCAACAUAUGUUCAAACACUUUCAUGUAUGUACUCACCAUGGGCUGCAAGGGAAAUCUUCUGUGAAGAAAACUACAUGCAGGUUUCAGUACAAAGAAAGAUACCACCAAUUGAAGACGAUUAUGCACAGGAUUCUCAGGACUGGUCUUUAAUUCUUCCAGAAGCAAGUAGUGCAGAAAGUGGAAUAUGGCAAGUGGUAUUCCAUAUAUCUGGUGACAAAAGGACUAUGACUGUCAAAGAAGCACAUCAAAUGAAUUAUGGAAUCAAUAGUACAAUGUCUCGUAUAUUGCUUCGUGCUCCAUAUCAUACAAAUGAGGCUCAAACUGUUUUGGUCCAUGGUGUGCCCUUGUCAGUAAUACGAUCAAGUACUUUUUAUAAACAGCACUGGAUGAUUCUUGUUGUUGACACUGCUGUGGCUUGUCCUCUUGAUGGUACUUCAUUCACUGAUGACCUAAUCAUCUGGACAGUACCAAGAAUCUUCACUCCACUUGUCACCAGUGCAGUUCAUCAGGACAACACCUCCAUGGGAGUAAAUGGGAUCAAGUUGAAUUCCACAACAAUGGGAGAAAGAAACUAUACCAUUGAUAAGAAUGAUACAGGCCUUGCUAUAAGGGUCCCCAUUGGAGCACAGGAUGGAUAUUACAAGAGCCAUGUGGUGGAUGGACAGUAUGGUAUAAAGUACAGCAUCAAUUUGUUCUUGGAGCACCUGUGGAAAGAUGAGGCAUGGGGACUGAAUAAAAUCAACGUGAUCCACCCAGUUACUACACCCUUUAUACCUCAGCCAUUGGUUCUCAUUGAUGAUACCAUUCCUGAGCAAUGGCUAUUCAAUGUCUCAUUGGGCAACUUCCUUCCUGAUGUAGAACUCACCAAGCUCACUCUGGGCACACAGUCCUUCCCUGUGGAUGAAGAAACCCUGAUAUUUAAUGUGUACACUGGGACUAACCCAGAUGAGACCACCUUAAAUAGAAUCUUCAUCCUGGAAGUUCCCAUGGAGUCACCAGUUGUAGACAGAAAGUAUAUAGGUGAUGGUGUUGAACAAUAUACCCUUGAUGUCAUCUUCACAAUGACUGUGGUUCCAGAAAAUCUAACAUUCACACAUCCAGCUCACUUAAUACAUCAGCACACAAUAGUACUUCCUGUGGCUGAUGGCUUUUGUGAUGAAGAGAACGUGACCUUGAUGGUAACACGUGGAAUGUCAGAUCGGUACUGGAUUCCUUAUGUGUCCUAUUCUGCCCUGUAUGAGGAAGGUGACUAUCCAGUCGUGAAGUAUCUGACUGAUCCUGUCUAUGUUGAAGUGCAACUGCUACACAAUGAAGAUCCACAAAUUGAAUUGUUCCUGCAAGACUGUUGGGCAACUGCGUCACCGGACAGACGCAGCAUUCCACAGUGGCCUCUAAUUAUCAACAGCUGUGAGAACAAAGCUGACUUGUAUAGAACCACCUUCCAUCCGGUAGCCGAGAGUGAGAGGGUUAAAUAUCCUGCUCACUUCAAAAGGUUUGAAGUCCAGAUGUUUACUUUCACCUUGGGCAAUUAUACUGAGGAACAGGUGUAUUUCCAUUGCAGCGUAGCCUUGUGCAGGAAGGAGCCAGUAAAUAGAUUCCUGUGUCCAGGUCAAUGUGUACCAAGGAAACAACGAAUAGGGCGAAGUGCUGACAGAACCCACCAUGUGCAGGGGUAUGUGUCAUCAGGGGCUGUUCUGAUUUCUACAGAAUUCUCUACAGUAGAGAACCAGAUGGAGCAAGGUGACAAUAACCUGUCCUCUUCCAAGGCGGUCCUGAUUGGAGGCUCAGCAAUAAUUGUUACUUUAAUGGUGUUUAGUGUCAUCAGUUGUAAGUGCCAAAUGAAAAGAUUGGACUAAGCUUUAAUUAAAAAUGCUCAUUCAAA
Molecule: messenger RNA, 2269 nt
Organism: Chiloscyllium plagiosum (whitespotted bambooshark)
Lineage: Eukaryota; Metazoa; Chordata; Chondrichthyes; Orectolobiformes; Hemiscylliidae
Source: RefSeq, a predicted model, not a curated record